Molecule: messenger RNA, 1459 nt
Organism: Colias croceus (clouded yellow)
Lineage: Eukaryota; Metazoa; Arthropoda; Insecta; Lepidoptera; Pieridae
Exons: 1
Coding region: 8-1153 (381 amino acids)
Source: RefSeq, a predicted model, not a curated record
AUAAAAAAUGGAUGGAAAUGAGGGGGGCGGCGAUAACCCGCCCACCUCUAAGAAGAGACCACGACAUCCAGAAGAUCGAGAUGUUUCGGGUACUGGCGGCGGUGGUGAGAGUGACUCUUCUUUUCUACCUUUCCGUAAACCAAAUUAUAAAAGACUUUAUCCGGAAAAUAACAUUAACAUGCAAUUCAAAGUAUUUGUGGAAAGUAACAACAAAGAAGAAAGAAUAGGAAAUAAAAGUCCAGUUUAUUUAAAUCAUAUAUUUAACAAUAUAAAAGGUGUGGUGGCACUGAGGCGUAUUAGCGCCAAUAAAAUAGUUGUGAUUUUCAACCAGCACAACACUGCUAACAAUUUUCUCAACCACGGCAACUUUCUGCAAAAAUACAACAUCAAAGCUUACAUUCCAGCAGCGCAAAUAGAAAAGACCGGUAUAAUCAGAUUCGUACCAACUAAUCUAUCAAAUAAAGAAUUGUUUACAAAGUUAACCUCAGUAUAUGAAAUAAUUGCAGUUAGGCGAUUUAUGAAAAAAGUAGGACACGAGUUAGUAGGAACACAAACUGUCAGUAUCACAUUUCUGACAAAUUCCUUACCGGAGAACGUACAAUAUGAUUUAUUCUCAUAUAGAGUUUUUGAUUAUAUUCCUCCUCUUCAACAAUGUUACAAAUGUUUUAAAUUUAAUCAUUCUGCUAAUAUAUGUAAUGGCAAACAGCGGUGUUCAAUCUGUUCAGGUGAUCACUCAUAUAAAGAAUGCAAUAGACCAGAUGAGAUUUGCUGUGUGAAUUGCAGUGGACCUCAUUUAGCUAUUUCUAAAGUAUGUCCUAUUAAAAUGAAUAAAAUAUUAGAGAAGAAAAAUAAAAUUACCUAUGCUAGUGUUGCUAAAACAAAAGAAAGUACUGACUUCCCUUCUCUGCCAUCACGUGGCAUCCCUGUAAAUAAAAAUGUAAAUAUUGUACAAAAACCUGUAAAUAAGUCUGUAAAUAUUAAACCUGUAUUAAAGAAUGUAAAUAUUCACGAUAUAAAAUCACAAAUCAUUGGAAACAGUGAUGUGCUUAUGGCCCUAGUACACACACUGGUCCAAAUAGGCAAUAAAAGUGAUAACGAACCAAUUACUUCUUCAUUAAUUAAAGAUGUCCUCAUUAAAAAUUUGUCAACAUAAUGGAUACAAGUACUCAUAGAACUCCCUCUUUACGUAUUGCGCAAUUCAAUGUCCAAGGUGCAAAUCACAAAAAACCUCUUCUUAUAAAAUUUUUAAAUGAAAAAGAUAUUGAUAUAUGUUUAUUGAAUGAGACAUGGUUGAAAGAUCAUCAAUCAUUUCAUAUUUCUAAUUACAAUUUUUACAACAGAAAUUCUAAAAAUGCUCGUAAUGGUGUGGGAAUAUUAGUUAAGGAACAUUUGAAAUACAAUGUUUUAAAUACCUCUUUUUAUGAAGAUAUACAAAAUAUAGCAAUAAGUUUAUAUACAG